AUGAUUUUGGAUUGGAAGUUAUCGGAUGGGGGAGAACUCGCUAUUCUUCAACGGCGUUUAUUUUUCGUAAGUGGUCCGUACGGGAUUUUCGCGGGAAGAGAUGCAUCGAGAGGUUUAGGCACUUUUGCCCUGGAUGAUUCAGCGGUGCGGGACACGCACGACGACUUGUCGGAUUUGACGCUGGAUCAGAUGAACACGGUUAAGGACUGGGAUCAACAGUUUCAGGAUAAAAUUUUUAUACCUCGAGUAUUUUUAGAUAAGUACCAACUGGUUGGUCGUCUGCUGCGACCAGCUGAGGAGCCCACGGAUUAUGCUCCGGAGGAAGAAGAGGAAGCCAGCCAGAAAUCUGCGGCGGAUAGUCUCGAAAACAAGACUAAAUGA
Paramacrobiotus metropolitanus is the source of this 381-nucleotide messenger RNA. RefSeq names its product membrane-associated progesterone receptor component 2-like. The record is from RefSeq and is a predicted model, not a curated record. The transcript has 3 exons. Lineage: Eukaryota; Metazoa; Tardigrada; Eutardigrada; Parachela; Macrobiotidae. Gene Ontology annotation, cellular component: membrane; endomembrane system. The coding region runs from base 1 to 381 and encodes 126 amino acids.